This is a messenger RNA of Brienomyrus brachyistius, 6421 nucleotides long. RefSeq names its product cugbp, Elav-like family member 5a (gene celf5a). Gene Ontology annotation, molecular function: mRNA binding. NCBI's taxonomy places the organism in Eukaryota, Metazoa, Chordata, Actinopteri, Osteoglossiformes, Mormyridae. The record is from RefSeq and is a predicted model, not a curated record. The transcript has 12 exons. Gene Ontology annotation, biological process: mRNA splice site recognition; regulation of alternative mRNA splicing, via spliceosome. Gene Ontology annotation, cellular component: nucleus; cytoplasm; ribonucleoprotein complex. Bases 115 to 1707 code for a protein of 530 amino acids.
CUGAUAGAAAGUGAGCCUGGGUUUCCAGCCGAGUGCUUCCUCUCGCUCAGUGUGUGUGUGUCUGUGUGUGUGUGUGUGUGUUGUCAUUAUUAUCCAGUCUGCUCCCAGCUCGGAAUGGCCAGAUUCACUCAGACUGAAACAAGGAGGCAGCAGCAACUACAACAGCCCCAUCCCGCUCACACCAGCCUGGUUUUCACUGGACCGGGGGCCGCACCGACCCAACAUCCACUACUACUGAUUUCGCACCAGCACCAGUACUCUCUGAUCACAUUUACAAAACCCAUGAACGGGUCAGAAUCCAUUUCCAUUCAUCCGGACAGCGGCAACAUGAAAGACCAAGAUGCCAUAAAGCUAUUUAUCGGGCAGAUACCGCGGAACCUCGAGGAAAAAGACCUGAAACCCCUAUUCGAACAGUUUGGGAAAAUCCACGAACUGACAGUUUUGAAGGACCGAUACACCGGCAUGCACAAAGGCUGUGCGUUCCUUACCUACUGCGCACGCGAGUCUGCCAUUAAGGCCCAGAAUGCCCUCCACGAGCAGAAGACGCUGCCAGGGAUGACUCGUCCCAUCCAGGUGAAGCCGGCUGACAGCGAGAGCCGUGGAGGUAAAGACAGGAAGCUGUUUGUGGGAAUGCUGAACAAACAACAGACGGAGGAGGAUGUGUACCGGCUCUUUGAACCCUACGGCGUCAUCGAGGAGUGUACUGUCCUGAGAGGCCCCGACGGAAACAGCAAAGGCUGCGCCUUCGUGAAGUUCUCCACGCACGCUGAGGCGCAGUCCGCGAUUGGCGCCCUGCAUGGCAGCCAGACCAUGCCGGGUGCGUCUUCCAGCCUGGUGGUGAAAUUUGCCGACACGGACAAGGAGCGUACCAUCCGUCGCAUGCAGCAGAUGGUGGGACAGUUCGGCAUCUUCAACCCCGCCAUAGCACUGCCCUUCAGCACCUACAGCACCUACGCACACGCACUGAUGCAGCAGCAGGCCGCUAUCAUGGCCGCCACGCAUGGCGGCUACCUGACACCCAGCGUGGCCUUCCCCACCGCACAGAUCCACCAGAUGGGGGCGCUCAACAUCAACGGCCUGCCGCCCACCCCAAUGACCCCGGUGUCGGGUGAGUUUCAUCAUGCUUCCGGCCUCAGCUCACCUCCCGCCAAUAUCGCCACAUCCGCCGUGCCCAGCAUCGUUACGCCCAUCGUUAACGGAUUCGCCGGCAUCCCGCACCAGCCCAACGGGCACCCGGCGGUGGAAGCCGUGUACGCCAACGGCCUGCCGGCCUACUCCGCCCAAAGCCCCACAGCUGCCGACACCCUCCAGCAAGCCUUCACUGGUGUACAGCAAUACACAGCAAUCUACCCAGCGACCACACUGACCCCUAUUGGACAGACACUGCCACAGCCGCCCCAGGUCAUCCAGCAACAACAGCAGAGGGAAGGUGAGGGACCCGAGGGCUGUAACCUGUUCAUCUACCACCUGCCACAGGAGUUUGGAGAUAAUGAGCUUAUGCAGAUGUUCCUGCCCUUUGGAACGGUCAUCUCCUCCAAGGUGUUCAUGGACAGGGCCACCAACCAGAGCAAAUGCUUUGGCUUCGUGAGUUUCGACAACCCAGCGAGCGCGCAGGCAGCCAUCCAGGCCAUGAAUGGCUUCCAGAUAGGUAUGAAGAGGCUGAAAGUGCAGCUGAAAAGGCCAAAAGAUGCCAGCCGUCCUUACUGACAGACUUGGCACGAGGCUACAGCACAGGUUCUGAGGAAAAGUUAACAAAAAAAAAAAUCACGAAGGAGCUAUUUCUUUAUAAACAAACAAAAACGAGUUUUAAAAAAUAACAAAAAACAAAAACAAACAGGAGGGAUUUCUGAAGACAUAUCAGCUUUCACUUACGACGACACACUGCGGCGAGACAGAGGGCAGGCGUGGAGGAGCCCACCGCCGCGCUGAGGAGCAGAUUCAACGGCAGGACGAAGAACAGGGAGACACGGCGGAGUCGCGGCGGAGUCGCGGCAAGAGAGGCGUGACCCUUGAGCAACACAGCUUUUUGCGUUGAGACUUGAAUUGUUAAUUAAGCAACAAACAAACAGAAAAGCAGCAACAAUAAAUAGAUUUCUAUAUACAUAUUAUAUUACAUACACACAAACACAUAUAUAUAAAUAUAUAAAUAUUAUAUAUAUAAAAGAGAAGCGCUUGUGGUUUUGCUACACUGGACAAAUGAGGGUUAAACUUGAAGAUCCUGAAAAAUGGUGGGGAAUGGAGUGAUUCCGUCCCACUGAUGGACUGACACGUCCUCUCCUUCAAUUUUCCUCUUUUCUCAAGCGCAGAACUAUGACUUUCUGAGGUCACUGAGGUUUCCAUAGCGACAGUACAACUGAAAAUCUCUCAUCCCUUAGGGACCAAAGGACCAAACAUUUUUAUUGUUCUCAACUGUAAUGUAAAAUAUGAAUAUUAAUUAUACUAAUAUUACAAGCAACUACUACUACUAUUACAAGUAAAAAAGGAAAAAAAAAAAAACUAAACUAGCUUCAGGGUGGGAGGAAAAGGAUUUUGGUUUGUUUUUCUUUUAUCUUUUUAGCUGCAAGGUUUCAGAAUGUAUGAGCAAAAGGGGGGAAAAAAAGAAAAAAUAUUUUAAGAACUAUAAUAGGAGAAUAUUUUAAAGGUGUUUUAGUGGAGUAGAAUAUAUGGUGUAGGUGGUUUGCAGGCAUGUUCAGAUCUGGAAUUAAGCAGUGGCACUUGGCUGGUGGACUGAAAUCCUGACACCAUUUCUGGGCCAUGCAUUCCCCACGUGUGCUGCCAUCUCACAGUUCUGCAGAAAUUUUUUUUUAUAUAGAAAUGCAAAAAGAAAAGGAAAAAAAAAAUUGACAGGUGCAUAAAGAACACUGGUUACAUCCUGGCCUCAGACGAACCCUAUCCUCUUGCGAAGUGUCUUGGAAGCGUGGACUCCGGGCAGCGGGGGGGGGCGUACAUUUUGCACCUCUCGAAUGCAGCGAGGAGUCCAUCGUAAAAAGGUCGGUGUUACCGCAUGAAAUCUUGCUCACCUCGGUGGCGCCACCUUCAGGCGGGGAUUUUUUUAGGCUGCAUGGUGAUGCUUAAAAGUUCUCUCUGUUAGCCCCGCGCCACCUUGGAGGAGAGCGAUGGACUACCUGGCUCCCCCCCCUCUUCUCUUUCUCUCUCCCCCGCCCACCCGCCUGCCCAGCACUCUGGAGCGUGUCAGCGCAUCCCGCCGCAUUAAUCCUUGGUGCGGCUUUGCGGAGGAUCAUGCGAUUAGUGAGUGCGCGGGCGUGCGCCUGCAGCUCCCUGCCCACGCAUACCUCGGUGCCAAAAACAUAGUAAACAGAGUAAUCCCGAACAUCACUGACGUGUCCCAGGGCAGCUUGCCACGGCCUUCUGCAGAUUGCCAGCGGCGCCGUUUUCCGUGACGGGAACUCAUUUCCUUAGAAGCCUCUCCGGCACAGGGAGUUUCCAAACAGGGAUGGCGUUCGACAACCGUGCCGGGUGGAGUCGAAGCGGAUCCUUUGAAUCGAUCACUCCCAUUCGGUAAUGUUUCCAAACAAGGAGGAAGAGGAUACGCCGCAUUAGCAGUCUGCCUUUGGAGAAGGAGGCCCGCGCCAGAGACGGAAACGCUUCGGAGCGCUGGCGAUGCCGACCGUCCCGCGACAGUGCCGUGAACCAGCCCCUGCUCCCGCGCGUAAACAGCAGGCAAAUGGGAGCCGCAGAUCGUGGCAGCAGCCGUUGUGUGAGCAGCGCCGUCGGCCACCUUUCUGGCCACGUAGUCGCCCCUCCCCCCCUUCCAGCUUCUCAUGGGAGUUGGGUGGAUUCAGCGCAUCCAGCAUCAUUUUCAAUGGGGACCGUGAUGUUACAAGGCCCGCAGGCUACGGCACAGUUUAAGGCAAUCAGCACAAUGAGGCCAGGGAUUAACCGGCAGAGAACGCGCUGGAAUUCCCAUCAGAGAGGCAGAACUCACCCCCCCUCCCCCCCCCAAACUGGGAUUUAGGGCGUGGCCUGGCCCCUCCUGCUAUGCUCUCCCCCUGCUGCUCGCACUUCUCUGCAGGAAUCAGAGAGGCUUUUUUUCCUAAUUUUGAUCGGUGGGGGGCAAAUGGUUUCUGCAUUGGAGGAUCAAACAGGUCGUAUGGGAAGUGUACACCGUAUCUCGGAGAUCCUGACAAGCCCAGCAUUGCCCACAUGCUUCGAAGCAAGCAUCCACCACUGCUCUCGUCUCACCUGAUAGGCCAGGCAGCCUGGAGAUCUACCAUUGACCAAUCAGAAGCUCUCCUGGAUUCCGUCAGUCUGCAGCCUUUUGGUUUUUAGAUAGAAAUAUAUAUACAUAUAUAUUUGAAUUGAGUCUUUUAAGAAGCUUUCCUUACCCUCCACAUGUGCGUCUUCAUUUAGUUUCCGCUGGGGCCCCCAUCCAGGUCAUCUUCCACCUCGUCGGUCCCCUCUGUGUCCCAAAGUGAAGCAACCCUCCCUCGCCCUGCUCAGUCAGAACCAGGCCGCCGAAACCCUCACUCUCCGAAGAGGGCCGUCGCGUCAUCGCCAAAGCCCGUGACAUUUUCUCCCAGGCGUAGAGGAGGCAGUCCCUGUACCGGCCUUAAAGACGGCUGCUGGAUUCUCUCAGAACCAGUGUCUUCGGCGCAGAUGAGAGCCUGUAUCGCCACAGGCAGAACAACAAACGGCAUUCGGCCCUUUCUGCUCUUUCGGAAGGAUAUACUAGCCGACCCGACCACACCAUACAAAAAGGAACAUGAAGUACAGUUAAUAAGCAUGUUUAUGAACGCCUCUGUGUGAGACCCUGCCAAACACAGGGGCACAUUCUCCAACUAGACUUCAAAAUGUAACACUGCAACACAGUCUGCUCAAAAGUGCAAAAUAUCACUCUUUGAUAUUUUGACGUGUUUCUAUGACAUGACUGGCCUUCUCUCUUUUGCUGAAUACACACAAGAAAAGCAUUUAAUUAGCGUUUUUAAACGAAAAGCCCAGAACGUUCCAGUCCACAACAAGGUCGACGUCCGUCUGCGUCCAUUGAUAUUGCGAUAUUGAGCUCUUGUUCGCGUGCAAAACCUUUGGAAACGACGUGGCUCAUAAAUGAGAUAGCUGCAGUGUAUCCUGGGAUGCCGGCCAAGCUCAAUAAGCUGUUACAGACGGGCAUUUUUUUUCUCCCACAGAAAGCUGUCAGACUCGGGGUGCAUCCGCCAAAGGUUACCCAAUGCUUUUUCCGCCACCGUCGUUCCACUUUCCCAUAUUUUUUGGGAUGGCUGAGUACGAAGCGGCAUACAGACGUUUUACCCUGUGGGAUUGUGAAGCUGUAUAACUCACACAACAAGUUUUUCCACAAAAUUCUUCAACAGGGUUUUUUUUUUCUUUAAUGAGGUCACUUUAAUUAUUAAAAUCAAAUUAAAUUUGGCCUUAAUAUAGGAGUCUGGCUAAUGCAGAUUCAGAGAGCAGCUGCUGUGGGUUUUCGCCGAGGUCAUUUCUGCAUUACAGAACAAUAACAGGCUGAAGGGACGUCUUUACACUACUGGUAAACUGCUGGGCAUCAGGAACACAAGGCACUUAAGUUUACAAACACCGACCGAUCCCAGACAAACGAUGGUGGGUCUCAUUGCACUAAAAGACAGCUUUUGUGCUCGGCUCGGUAAAGGUUUUCAAUUGCGUUACUAAUUUUUUACUUUGUGUUUUUUUUAUGCUGGCUACCUUUUUAAUGUGUUUGAAGCCACACCCAUAUUUAUUAAUACCUUCUUUAUCCAUUUUGGCCACGUUGAGCAUGCACAAAGAGACUGGGAGGGAUGUGGGUGGGCGGAAUGGGGUUAAAGAUCUUAAAAUGGUAAUACUAUUACUAAUAAUGUCAUUAUUUCAUCAUGGUUUGAAUGCUAAACAGAAAUAGCUUACUAUAAAUAUGAAUUCUGUAUAUUAGCACAGGAAUUUCCUGGGUGUUAGGUGGGGGGAGGGCUGGCAGGUGGGCAAGGGGAAGUUGAUUUUUACGAAUCAUGUAAAGCUAAUGGUUUCUCAGCAUAAGGCAAACAAAAAAUUAAACAAAAUUGUGGACUGAAGGGAAUGGAAGAACCACCUUGGCUUAAUUAUAAAAAAUCCCCACCGGGGAAGCAAUGUUGACAUGUUUUAAAAGAAAAAUGGAAUGGAUGGAUGGUUUUUCCCAUGAUUGACGUGAGAGACAAACAAAAGUCAGUGCUUUUUUAAUCAACAAGGAAAGAUAAGUUCAUUAGCCUGAGAAACCAAACUUUUUUUCCCGUUUAAAAUUCUCUAAUACUUGCUGCUUGGACUAUUUCAUAUAAAUACUGGGAUAUUUGAUUUUUAAAUUAUUUAUUUGAUUAAUUUAUUUGACUUGGUUUAUUUAUUCUAUUUAUUAAUUUAACUAUUACCUAUGUACUGAUUUAUUUUAAUUUCUCUUUAAAAAAAGUAUGUAUCAAAAUAAGAAAUGCUUAUU